GGUAGGUUGACAGACAGACCCCUGUCUCCCUUUCAUUUACCUGCUUGCUGCUGUAUCUGGAUCCUUUAGGGAGGCAAAAAAAAAAAAGGAUGGCUGAACCACCCGAGUCAUGUGACUGUUUUGUGUCUCUGCCACCUGGAUCGAAAUACGACCAAGUGAUAUUUGGUAAGAAUUCGGAUCGACCAAGGGACGAGGUACAGGAAGUGGUUUACCUCCCUGCUGCCGCCCAUGGCCCCGGGGCCACAGUGGAGUGUACAUAUAUCUCAAUCCCGCAAGUGGAGCACACACACGCGGUGGUGCUGAGCAGACCUGCCUGGCUGUGGGGGGCUGAAAUGGGAGCCAACGAACACGGCGUGUGUAUAGGGAACGAAGCCGUGUGGACCUGUGAACCUGUAAAUCCAGAGGAAGCGCUGCUUGGCAUGGACCUGGUGCGCUUGGCUCUGGAGCGUGGUGACAGUGCGUGGGCCGCUCUGCGUGUGAUCACCGAGCUGCUGGAGCAGCAUGGUCAGGGUGGAGCCUGCAGAGAAGAUCCCGAACACUUCAGCUACCAAAAUACCUUCCUGCUGGCUGACCGCCAAGAAGCCUGGGUCCUCGAGACGGCUGGGAAACUGUGGGCUGCUCAGAAAAUCACAGAGGGAGUGAAGAACAUCUCCAACCAGCUGACGAUAGGCACAGAGAUCACUGCAGAGCAUCCGGAGCUGCGCACUCGCGCCCAGUCUCAGGGCUGGUGGAACGGAGAGGAUGAGUUUAGCUUCACGGCGGCGUUUAGUCCAGACAACCCGCCCGCUAGGAUGGAACUGGCCAAGCAGCGUUACAGAGGAGGCACAGCGCUGCUGCAGGAACAUGACGGCUCUGUAACAGCAGAGGUGAUGAUGAGCAUCCUGAGGGACAAGCCCAGUGGCAUCUGCAUGGAUUCAGCAGGUUUUCGCACCACAGGCAGCAUGGUUUCUAUCCUCCCCCGAGAUCCCAGCAUGCCCUGUGUUCACUUCUUCACUGCCACUCCAGAUCCCUCCAGGUCUGUUUUCAAGCCAUUCAUCUUCUCUGGGAGCGUGCGCCACGUUACUAUGGUGAUGUCUCCACAGUAUGGCUCAGAUGAUCCUGUAAAGUCUCAGCCUCGAUUCCAGCGUCAGGUGGACAGGAAGCACGAGCUUUACCAAGCUCACCAGGGUGCUACGGAGGAAAAUCCGGACGGUGGAGCGUCUCUACAGGAGACUAUGCGCUUCUUAGAGUCCCAGUGUCUGCUGGAGAUUGAAGCCAUGCUCAGGGGCGAGGUGGAGGGUCAGGAGCUCGGCGAUCUCUUCUUCGACUGCGUGGACACAGAGAUAAAGUUCUACCAGUGAGACCGAGCAGUUGUCUUGUGAAUGUCGCUAGUGCUUGCUGAUCUGCUCCGGAGAGGGCCGGGACGGGCCUGUUUGCUCCGCUACACCUCUCUUAGUUCUCCUGAUGCAAUGCAACACAUCGUGAUGUCCAUUAACAUGCCACACUAAGUGUAACUGUAUGAAACAGGUACUAGAUGUUCAUGCCCCAUAAUCAUGUGUACUGUACUUGUCGCACCAGGUGGUCAUAUACGCACCACGUUAAUGAGUACAUGAUAGAUUACUAAGGUUGUGUGUGUGUGUGUGUGUGUGUGUAGAGAAUAGAGGAUGUGAGAGAAGAAUAGCCGAGGCAUAUUCUGAUCAUUCCUGUGUACGUUCACGAGGGUUCAGCUGCCUGGCUGAUCCUCAGAGGAGAAUGUGAAUAAAGAUAACAAGUUUACACUGGAUUUCUGC
Molecule: messenger RNA, 1769 nt
Organism: Hemibagrus wyckioides
Lineage: Eukaryota; Metazoa; Chordata; Actinopteri; Siluriformes; Bagridae
Gene: scrn2
Product: secernin 2
Exons: 9
Coding region: 90-1340 (416 amino acids)
Biological process (GO): proteolysis
Molecular function (GO): dipeptidase activity; cysteine-type exopeptidase activity
Source: RefSeq, a predicted model, not a curated record